Phyllostomus hastatus (greater spear-nosed bat) is the source of this 2898-nucleotide messenger RNA. RefSeq names its product outer dynein arm docking complex subunit 1 (gene ODAD1). Gene Ontology annotation, cellular component: axoneme. NCBI's taxonomy places the organism in Eukaryota, Metazoa, Chordata, Mammalia, Chiroptera, Phyllostomidae. The coding region runs from base 1 to 2001 and encodes 666 amino acids. The transcript is spliced from 13 exons. The record is from RefSeq and is a predicted model, not a curated record. Gene Ontology annotation, biological process: outer dynein arm assembly; cilium movement.
AUGGAGGGUGAAAGGCGGGCCUACAGCAAGGAAGUCAACCAGCGCAUCAAUAAGCAACUUGCGGAGAUCCAGCGCCUACAGAAGGUGCGGGAUGAACUUCAGGUGCAGAUUGGCAUUGCCCAGAGCCAGGUCAAGCAUCAGAGGGACAAUGAGAGGCUGGGGAACAUGGGCCACCUGCUGAAGUGCCGGACUCAGGCGCAGGCCGAGAUCAAGGAGCUGCAGGAGCAGACCCGAGCCCUGGACAGGCAGAUCCAGGAGUGGGAGAUGCGGAUCUCUGUCCUCAGUAAGGAUUGCAGGGCCCCGGGAGUCGUCCUGGAUCAGAAGGCCAAGAUCCAGAGAAGGAUCAAGGUCAUGGAAAACCAGCUGGACAAGGUCACCUGUCGCUUUGACAUCCAGCUGGUGCGGAACGCAGCCCUGAGGGAGGAGCUGGAUAUCCUGCUGAUUGAGCGGAACCACUAUAUGAACGUGGACCGCAAGCUGCAGAAGGAGAUCCGGCACCUGCGGCACAUGAUCAGCGGCCUCAUUUUCUCCUCCACCUCGGCCUACUCCGUCAGGGAGGAGGCGAAGGCCAAGAUGGACAUGCUGAGGGAGAGGGCGGACAAGGAGGUGGUGCAGAACCAGACGGAGGUGCAGACCCUGCAGCGGCACAUCGCGCACCUGGAGCAGCUGCACCGCUUCCUCAAGCUCAAGAACAACGAUCGGCGUCCGGAUCCGUCUGUCGUGGAGAAGCGCGAGAGACGGGCCCGGGAGGUGGCCCAGGGCCUCCGGAAGACCUCCCAGGAGAAGCUGGUGUUGCGGUAUGAGGACACCCUGAGCAAACUGUCCCAGCUGACCGGGGAGAGCGACCUGGACCUGAUGGUGGACAAGUACCUGGAGAUGGAGGGACGCAACUUCGCUGAGUUCACCUUCAUCAAUGAGCAGAACUCCGAGCUCGAGCGUGUGCAGGAGGAGAUCAAGGAGAUGCAGGAGUCCAUGGAGAGCAUGCGCACCAGUGAGGCCGCCCGGCGGUCGCUGCAAGAGGAGCAGAGGGUGGCCUUGCAGCAGAGCAUAGAAGGGGUGUGCUUGGAGGCGGACAACCUGGAGGCCCGCUCCCAGGAGUUUCGGAGGCGGCUGGAGAAGCUCAAGGCUGGAAUCCAGCAGCUCUUCACCAGGGCCCACUGCGACAGCACCAUCAUCGACGACCUCCUGGGGGUCAAGACCCGCAUGCGGGACCGCGACAUCAGCCUCUUCCUGAGCCUCAUUGAGAAGCGCCUGGUGGAGCUCCUGACGGUGCAGGCCUUCCUAGACGCCCAGGGCUACACCAGCUCCAGCCUGGUGAACGCUGCCCUCCUGGUGCUGGGCCAGAGCCUCGAGGAUGCGCCAAAGAAGGUGGCCCCACCUCAGCUCCCGGACAAUCUGGAGGAACCCCCAGGCUUUGAGGCCAAAGAAGACUAUCCCAUGAGCAAGGAGGAGCUGCUGAGCCACGUGAAGAAGGCGCUGGAGGCCCGGGAGCUGGCCCGGGACCAGCCCAUGAAGGAGCUGGUGGAAGUGGUGAAGAAGGUGGACAGCAGCCAGAACCUAGCCCUGUCCGGCAGCCAGAAGGCCGGCUCAGGCAUGCCACUGGAGACCGUCAAGAGCUCUGCUACGGCCCCCGGGUCCGUCUUCAGCAGCAGGACUAAUGGUAUCCUCGUGUCCAGUGGAGGCCGUGCCACCAGCUCCAACGUUGGCCACGUCACCUUUGGUGACCCCAGCUCCAGUGCAGGCAAUGUGACUGUGCCUGGCUCCACCAGUGCCAGCCCGGUCUCAACUGGGGGCCGCGUGACCUUCAGAUCCCCCAGCCCGAGCAGCUACCUGGGGUCCACGGGGUACCUGGAGUCCAGCAGAGCUCCCGAGAGCUUUGGAGGUGCGCAGAUCAGGGGCACUGUGUCGGAAUCGAGCACCGGCCCCACCUCCAGCACCGGUCCCACCUCCAGCACCGGCCCCAGCUCCGCCGCGAGCAGAGACUCAGGGAGCAAUGACUAGGGCGCCCAACACCCCGCCCCUGCCCUGGCCCCUGCUCCCGCAGAGCUGACUGGAGUGUCUCUGCCCGCCCCUUCCCUGGUUUUCCCUGUGGCUCCGUCUUUCUCUCCCACUUCCAGGCUUCAGGUCUCUCUGCUCCCACAGCUGUCUCUGCCACCCCUCCAUGUGACCCGGUGUCUGUUUCUGUGGGCUCUUCGUCAUCCCAUCUCUGUCUCCUGGUCUCACUCCCUGUUCCACGUUCCAUACCCUCCCCUUUCAGCCUUCCAACCCCCUGCUAUUUCCCACUCAGUGUGUCUCUGGCUCGUCCCAUGUCCAUCCACCCUUCUCUGCUCUGAUCUCUCUGGUUCUCCCCACCUCCUGCUUCUGCCUCCCCAUUUCCAUUUCCUUCUCCUCAUCCGCAUCUCUCCAGCUCUCCCGGCAUCUCAUGUCCCUGUCUCAGUAGCUCCUCAUUCCCGGCCUCACCCCCAGCAAGGGCCCCCAGUACUGACUGUGGGGGAAGAGUUGGGGCAAGGAGAUUGGGAUCAGCAUGAGCUGUGACCAUAGGAAAUAAAGGUCAGAGCCCAACUUUUCCCCCAGCCUGGUGACAAGUGUCUAUGUGAGAGAGCAUUCAAGAGACAUGGCUGUUCCCCUACCUGCAUGGCCCAGGGGGACAUUUAUGGCCCUGUUCAUUCAUUCAUUCAUUCAGCCUUUCAUUUUGUUGACACCUCCCUACGCCAGGCUUUUCUGAGAACCAGGUGCUGUAUCAGUCAGGAUGGGCUGGGUUGUGCUGUAGUAACAAACAACUCCAGGAUCUCAGUGGCCUAAUGCAACAAAGGUUUAUUACUUCCUCAUGCUAUUAGCCUGUUGUGGGUCAGCUGAGGGCUGGGCUCCACCCACCCUUUGUCCCAGGCAGACGGAGCA